AUGGAACAGUCUUCGACCGAGAAACUUGUCUCCAUGGUUCGUCUUCUUGACGGUCCUUCGGUAAAAGCAGAGGAAAUCGAGUGGGCGGUGGACUUAGAGGCCGGAAAGACCCUCAUCGACUGGCUCGCAGCUCAGACGCCUCUGCACCUGGACGUGGAGGAGAGCAGCCUCGAACUUGCCCAGAAAAUAGUUUUGACUGGAAUUGCCCUGGAACGGGAAGAGGUGGAAGCGUUAGCGAACGUAAAGACGAAUCCAGGAAGCGAUGGAAACGCUAUUUGUAUGCCAAAGAACUACUCAAUACCAAGCGAAGCACGGGAGCAUGCCAAGCUCAUGGACCUAGAAUCGACUUAUAUUGAGGAUGCAACCGAGUUGCUAAGGGCACGACUGAAGCAGACCAAGAUCGCCAAUCGCAAGAUGACACAGACGAUCAAAGAUUUGAAGCAUGAGAUUGGGCGGACCUCUGACGGUAUUUCCGCUUCUCAGGAAAGACUUGCAGAGAUGUCAAUCAAGGCGCCGCGUCAGGCUGACUCCACUUUCUCCGCAUCCAUUCGAUGUGCCUCCGAGGUUCUUGAUGUUCUCGAAAGCAAAGGUGCUGGCAACGUGCCAACUAAUACUGAACUGAAUGCAUACGCGAACUAUCGAUCUGCUGUGCUCACGCGCACACAACAGCAAGUGCAAGAUGUUGUAACAGCAGCCGCAGGCCUCCCAUCUGAAGCAGAGCUCGAGCAGGUGGCAAACCGGGCGGCGAAGAAAUUAUACGACAGAGACAUUAUCAAAGCCGCUGAAGAGGUUUUUUUCUGCCAGCAGAUGGAGGAAGUGUGCAGAGAAUUGGAACAGACGGAUCGGAGGGCUGGUGUUGCAAACCUGCUUCUCAGAGUGAAGUCAGCACAAGAACGCCAGGUCGAUGAAGACACUGCUGCCAUGAACAUCAGCGAAGAGCUUGAGAUAGCAUGGCGGCUGGAUCAAAUGAGUCUCCUUAAUGAGAAAUCGCAAGUUCUGCAGAACGCUGUCAAAGAUUUCGAGGACAAUAUCAUACCUUCUUUGCAGUCGCUUUACGACUCCGUCAAAACUUCUGUAUCUUAUAUGGCUGAGGCGGAAGGUCUCAUCGCUGCACUAGGUGAAGAGGUGGAGGAGAUAGUUGAAUCCUCUCGACUGGCGAAGGAUAGCCGCAAUAAUUUUGGACUAUCGGAGGAGACUAAAACAGAAGCUCAGACUCUUCAAGCUGGUUUGGUCGAUCUUCUGAAAAAGCUUCAAGACCUGCGGCCUGCCAGCUCUGAACCGUUGGUUCUUUUGGAUCAUGAAGAUGUUUUGCGUGAGCUCAAAGCUGUCAAAGAACAAGAGCGCUCUCUGGAAUCUGAAGAAGAACUUGGGGCUGCUGCUCUUAUCCAAGGCUUGGAAUAUCUGAGGGGCUCGCUGGGGCUUUUAUUAUCUGAUACGUAUCUCCAUGCGCCCUUGAACACGUCCCCUCCCUAUGCGCUGCCUCUGGAGUUGAGGAAUUUAGAACGUGAAACACAGAAGAAGAGCGAAGAACUAAGGCAAAGUGUUGCGAUACUACAGAAGAAUGUUGGGUCACUGGACAGCGAGCGUUCCAAGAAAAAGCUACGGAGUCUUGCCCAUCGUGUGCUGAAGAGCUGAAGCCUAAAUACACACGUCGUAACUAUAUUUCCAGCGUGAGCCUGAAUGACAGAGCUAUCCCGUGAUCGUCCAUCGCUGUCCCAUCAAAGUUCUGUUGCUAUACAGAUUUUCCCCUCCACAUCGUGCCCUUGGUUCAACUUCGCACAUGGCAAUUCUAUCCUGCAAGACAGAGACAUGUUCCUCGUGUUCUUGCCCCAGAUCUCGAGUCGCAAGAUCAAGAAGAGUGUUAUUCUAACCCGCAUUUUUGUAUGUCUACGACAAGGCACCUCGCCAUUUCGUAACCUCAAAGCAUGGUUCUGACUAACGAUCAAAUUUCCGUUCAUCGUCAAAACUCUUAUUGCAUGUUCGAGCAAUCCCAAAAC
This is a messenger RNA of Guyanagaster necrorhizus, 1997 nucleotides long. RefSeq lists its product as uncharacterized. The record is from RefSeq and is a predicted model, not a curated record. Bases 1 to 1635 code for a protein of 544 amino acids. The transcript is spliced from 10 exons. Lineage: Eukaryota; Fungi; Basidiomycota; Agaricomycetes; Agaricales; Physalacriaceae.